GAGAGAGAGAGAGGGGAGAGAGAGUGGGCUACCAUGCCGAAUGAGCAAGAGAGGCGGAGAGGAAGCAGAGCUCCAUCAGAUGAAAUGAGGUGAAAGUAAUUCAGGCAUUAAUCAAGCCAGGGCAAAAGGGAGGGUAUACUGUGUUUUCUCCCCCCUCUUUCGCUGCGGUACUGAAAGGCAAGGUGUGAAUGAAGGAGCCUACAGUGGCCAGCAGAGAAGCACCACUGGGUCACAGCGUCAAAUCAUGUCCGAGUCGAACACCAUUGCCGCUUCCACCGCAGACCAGAACGGAGCAGUUCCAGGCGAGCCAGUGAAGAGGGAUGAAAACUCCCGGAGAGGGAACUGGGGCAACCAGAUUGAGUUUGUCCUCACCAGCGUGGGCUAUGCUGUGGGCCUUGGCAACGUCUGGAGGUUUCCUUACCUCUGCUACAGAAAUGGAGGAGGUGCCUUCAUGUUACCGUACUUCAUCAUGCUGGUGUUCUGCGGCAUUCCUCUCUUCUUCCUCGAGCUGUCCUUCGGUCAGUUCGCCAGCCUGGGGUGUCUGGGAGUUUGGAAGAUCAGCCCUAUGUUCAAAGGUGUGGGCUACGGCAUGAUGGUGGUGUCCACCUACAUUGGGAUCUAUUACAACGUGGUCAUUUGCAUCGCCUUCUACUACUUUUUCAUGUCCAUGACAAGCCUGCUGCCGUGGACCUACUGCAACAACCCCUGGAACACGCCGGACUGCAGCGGGGUGGCGGGCGGAGGCCAUCUCAACGCCAGCCUGGCUAACGUUACCACGAGCCUCGUAGCGGGGGUGUCCGAGGUCGUCAACCGCACCAAGAGGACCAGCCCCAGUGAGGAGUACUGGAAACACUAUGUGUUGAACAUCUCUGAUGAUAUUGGGAACUUUGGAGAGGUCCGUCUUCCUAUCCUGGGCUGCCUGGCUAUUUCUUGGGUGGUUGUCUUCCUCUGUCUCAUCAGGGGCGUUAAAUCCUCUGGAAAGGUGGUGUACUUCACAGCCACAUUCCCCUAUCUCGUCUUGACCAUCCUGUUCAUCCGUGGCAUCACCCUGGAUGGAGCCAUCAACGGCAUCAAGUACUACCUGACUCCACAAUGGCAGAAGGUCCUUGAUGCAAAGGUGUGGGGAGAUGCAGCGUCACAGAUCUUCUACUCCCUGGGCUGUGCAUGGGGCGGACUCAUUACCAUGGCUUCCUAUAACAAGUUCCACAACAACUGUUUCAGAGACAGCAUCAUCAUCAGCAUAACCAACUGUGCGACCAGCGUGUACGCCGGCUUCGUCAUCUUCUCCAUCCUGGGCUUCAUGGCGCACAACCUGAACGUCCCCGUGUCAGAGGUGGCCGACCAUGGCCCGGGCCUGGCCUUCGUGGCCUACCCAGAAGCCCUCACUCUGCUCCCCAUCUCACCGCUGUGGUCGCUGCUCUUCUUCUUCAUGCUCAUCCUCCUGGGACUGGGGACUCAGUUCUGUCUGCUGGAGACCCUGGUGACGGCCAUCGUCGAUGAGAUCGGAACAGACUGGAUCAUCAGGAACAAGACCGUCGUCACGGGGUCGGUGGCCGUAGUUGGAUUCUUGCUCGGAGUGCCACUAACGACGCGGGCAGGAAUCUAUUGGUUGCUACUGAUGGACAACUAUGCUGCUAGUUUCUCUCUGGUCAUCAUCUCCUGCAUCAUGUGCAUCUGCAUCAUGUAUGUUUACGGCCACGUAAACUACUUCAGAGACGUUGAGAUGAUGCUGGGCUUCCCUCCUCCUCUCUUCUUCAAAGUCUGCUGGAGAUUCAUCUCCCCCGUCAUUAUCUCUUUCAUCCUGAUCUUCACAGUGAUCCAGUACAAGCCCAUCACCUACAAUAACUACGUGUAUCCCAACUGGUCUUUGGGAGUCGGCUUCUGCAUGGCUAUGUCCUCAGUGGUCUGCAUACCCAUCUAUGCCCUCUACAAGAUCUCAAGGUCCCCAGGAGCCACCUUCAGAGAGCGGUUUAAGUUCGCUCUCCGGCCACAUCCAUCGUGGGGCCCUUCCCUGCAGGAGCACCGGAUAGGCCGCUACGCCCCAAUGGCCUCCGAAGACACUGUGGAGUCCCGCCCCCUCAGGGAGAAGGAGGAGCUGAAGGAGGAGCUGAAGGAUGAGCUGAAGGAGGAGGAGAAGGAGAGGAAGGAUGACAUCAGCCUCACCAUCCAGGGAAGCAACGGCUCCACCAACACACACAACAACCCCAACCCCAGCGCAUAGACGGCACCCGGGUCUGUCAGGGCCACCGGGGCCCCACCACCAUCUCUUCCUCCCCUCUCCUCCCUUCUCCUCCAUCCUCAACCCACUUUCCCACAGUCCUCUGUGGGGGAGAUCCCAUUCGCUGGAGACCUUUACAUAUUGUAAGGGCUUAUUAUAUCUAUCCUAACCUCUUCUAUCUAUCUAUCUGUGUGUUGUCUCUAGAUAAACGAAGGAAGAAAAAAAAAAAAAAAAAACGAAAGGAAGAAAAAAUUGGGUCAUCAUCCAAAAGAAUUGUGUGUAUGUUAGUGCGUGCGUGUGGCUGGGUUGUUAAUUUGUUACACAUAAUUUAAUAAUGCAGUUUGUUUUUCCUUUCAUUUUUUGUAAAACUUGUAUAUGUCAUCUCCAUAUGCAGUUAGAGGUACAGUAGAUUGUGACGCUGCAUGUGUUUGUUUUGUGCAUGCAGCAACAUAGAGACACACACUGUUCUCCUUUAUUCUGUUAGCUGGGUCUGUUUGGGAUUGGCGACUUUUCUAGCAGCGGCGGUUUGACAGCUGGAGACUUGUGAAGCGAUACACAGUGGUGCUGUUGUAAAGAGGAGCGGGGCGAACUGUGCCUGAACUGGCCAUUUGCAGUUUUGAUGAUGCUGGAAGAUGGAAGUCGGCUCAAUGCUAUGGCCGGGAGGGGGGGGGGGGGGGGGGGGGGGGAAGAGGCGGACGCGCUCAUUCACACCCGUACACUCACACUAUUGUACAUUUUACAGCACACAAUGACCUCAACCGUAGUUGAUCUCUCAGCUUAAGACUAAGCCUGUUGUUGUUUUUAUGCUGCUUCUUCGUUAAAAAAAGUUCUACAGAUCGCACACGCGUUUAACACCCGAGAUGGCGACUGACACGUAGGGCUGAUUUUCUGUGGAAAUUUUCCUCCAUUUGUAACGUUUUCCACUAAAGCUGCUUAAACUUUGAAAACUCAGCAGAGAAAUAUCAGUGAACUUCAACGGUGCUGUACUCUCUGCCUCCACAUUCAUACACACACACGUACAGUUUUUUGACAGAGGAGAUCCCAGCGCCCAUUUCUCAGGGUCCAAGGGAAGUUUCUUGGUUUUCCUUGCCUGUGGAAACCUUGUCUCGACUAAUGCCUAGUUCACACUACACGACUUUAGCCCUGAUUUUCCGCUCCCCGACAGUUUUUGAAGCUCCCCGACAAAAGCCCCAGAGCAGAGGCAAAUCUGCGUUGGCUCACUGCUUGCCCAAUGAUGCUCGAGCGUCAUGUGUGUGAUGCUACAUGUCCACAAAGGUGUUUUUUUAUCGCGAGGGAUCGCGUCGCUUCCCAGCAUUGGACGCUUGAUGGGCUGCCACUAGACACAAGGCACUCGGCACCUGAUUGGACCAACUUUUUUCCUUCUUGGGCUGGGUUUCAAAUUGGAACCAACAUGGCGGCUCGUUUGGAAAAUUUCUCCUCUUAUAUUAUCAAAAUAGUUCACUGAAAUGAGUUUCUGAAAACAUUUUAUGUGAGAAAUGAAUCUGUCAACGUGACGCCCGUCUCUCGAAUCGCGUUGCCACGCUACCAGAAUGCAUUGCACGGCUGCUUACAUAAACAAGGAAUUGGAAGCAUGGAAAAGGCCGAUGCCUGAUCAAAGAGCUGAUUGGCUCUUCCUAACACCACAUGUUGAAGACACUGUGCGAACUUUCUGUAUGAUUGUAAUAUUUAACACUAGAUUGAUGUUGUGCAAUGAAGGUUUCAUCUGUUAACAAUCACAUCUUGUGUGGUUGAUAAUAAUAAUGAUAAUUAUAUAGCACUCGAGUGCUCAUUACAACUUGCUUUACAAGGCAGACAUAAAAAUAAUAAAGGUCGUGGUUUGCAAACGACAAGUAGCCUACAGAUUGGAUCUAACAGGCUGUAACUAUAUCUGUGACUUCCUGUAAAUUCACUGAAGACUGCUGGAAACUGUCCGACUUGACCGCAGCUUUUCGUCACCACCCCCUGCUGCUGUAGCCCGAUCUCGUCAACUCUACAGGCGUGGCGCAGUUAAUCUCAAACGAGCCUAAAACCACAACGACUUAAAGACUCCUGAUAACAAGACAGCAAGUUGGGUCGUGUGAACAGUGCUGCGAUGUGACGACUUUGACAGUCUUGUAGUGUGAACUUGGCUUAAGGCGGCCUGUUAAGAUUGAAGGGACCGAAACCACCUAACUUUCCCCGCUGUCGAAAAACACCUACACACACACACAAAACAGGUAGAUGCAACUCUGUAUAUAGAAGCGCCAUCUCUCCUUAAGUCUUCCAGGCAUUCUUUUUUGAGUGAAAUGCAUCUUGGGAUGUCGUCUUAUGAAGGAGGAUCCGGGCUAGAGGACGUAGCUAGCGAAAGGAUCGCAGGUGUGUCGUAGUCUGUGUCUCCCGUGGGUCGUAGCAAUCUGCCCCAUUAAGGCAUGUUACCAAAAACAUUACCUGAGUUACCUGCACAUGUUUUUGGUAACAUAUAUACUGUAUAUCUCAGAAAAGACUGGUACGGCGUCAGUCUCUUACAGUCAGUGGAACCUUUAAUGUAUUUACAGGCGUUUAUUUUGAAGCUCUGAGCCAAGCUGCGCUGUGACUGGCGGAGAGACAGGAAGCAGGGAGAUGCAGCUUGUUUCCAGAAGAAUACAGAAUAAAAAUCUUAAAUGAAUUAUGUAGAUUUAAAUGUAGCUGUAUAGUAUCGUUCUCUCAGUAGAGUUCUCCUUUUUACCUCUCAUUAUUGUAAAGUAACUUAGUAAAUAAUUAUAAAGACAGCAUAUGUUUAUUUUGUACAAAAAAAUAAAAACUACAGAAUCAUAAUUAACCACGUUUACCAUUCCUCAUCUGUGACUUGAUUUGUUGUCGUUGUGUUGGAGGGUGUGACAGGACAGAGAGGGGUCUAUUUUAGCAUGCGGGGUUGAGUUUCCCAAAAGUGUCCGAUUGGAAAGCAUCCAGGACAACUUUGUGUAGCAGUGUGGUCACAGAGGUUUGUGGCAGUCUAAAUACAGAACAAAUAAGAGAGGUUUUUGGUUUUUGUCAUCUAGACAGCUGUGUGAAGAUCACACGUCCCUUUGUCUUUUCAUCCUAAGAUGCUUUGUUGGACGCCCGCUCAGGUGGUAGUGAGAUGCUUUUAGCUUCACGGAUGGAGGAUUUUUAGGAUUGCAUCAGGUUUGACUGUAACGUUUGUUCUUGUCGUAGUUUUUCUUUGUUUGUGAGCUGUGAAAUCAUAUAAUAAUAUCGAAGACGUUUGGAGAACCAGAGGGCUGUGAUACCAGUAUGAGCAUGGAACAUAUUCGCAUAAUCGUAUAUUGUAUAAAGCACAUUUACAUGGAGAGAGAUUUAAAGGGAAUAGUUUGAUAUUUUGUGAACAACUCUUAUUUCGCUGUCUUGCUGAGAGUUAGCUGAGAAGAUUGAUACCACACACAUGGUAUGUACGGUAAAUAUGAAACUGGAGACAACAUCUGGUUAGCUUAGCUUAGCAUAAAGACUUGGAUGAGGGGAACAGCUAGUCUGACUCUGUCCAAAGGUAACCAAAUCUGCCUCCAGCAUCUCUGACGCUCACUAACUAACAUGUUUUAUUGUGUUUGCCUAAUAUGCACAUUAACAUCUGCUGGUUGCCUAGCAACUGGUUCUUAUAGUAGGCACGUAACCCCCCGUAAUUUUGCAAAUUGCCAUUUUGACAAUUGGAUUUUUGUAUGGAUUAAACAAACAAGUUGUAAUGUGUUAAUUAGUGAGCUCCAGAGGUGCUGGUAGCAGGAUUUUACCUUUGGACAGAGUCAGGCUAGCUGUUCCCCCUGUUUCCACUCUUUAUGCUAAGCUAAGCUAACCAGCUGCUGGCUCCAGCGUCAUAUUUAGCGUACAGACAUGAGCGUGGUAUCAAUCUAAUCAUCUAACUCUCAGGAAGAAAGCAAACAAGUGUAUUUCCCCAAAAUGGUGAACUAUUGUUUGAAGGAUUUAUAUAUGUUCAUGCUUGUCAGGCUUUUCAUUGAUUUUCAGAAAUAUAAUGAAGCACAAUUUCAGAUUAAAUCUGCACAUUCUUUCUUUUCUUUCACAACUAUUCCCCACGAGAGGAUAGGGUUUUUAACAUGAAGGUGCAGUUGCUCCACUAAUCCACAAGAUGGAGCGAUGCUGACACUCAGGGUAGUAAAGGCACAACUGUGAACUAAAUACAAAAAGCCCAACAGACACCAGACUUAAAAAAAAAAAAAUGUCAAGAAAGCAACAAUGAGAGAGGUCAAUGCGAAGCACAGAAGCUCAAAUAUAGUGAAUAUAAUCGUGAUAAGCACAGUGAGCAUUCUGAAACAAGCACAUAUUUCUACCCAGGUUUUUAACUUCUUCUUUUUUUUACAGUAGAUUAUUAUGGUUUACUCCUAAACUAUUCUCACCGCACAUUAUAUUCUGUAAUAGCGUUUAGUUUUAAUUAAAUCACUGCAAAACCAGGUGCUCUACGAAACAUCUACUAAUCUAAAUAUAUUGCUUCCUCUGAGUAGAAAUUGCCGAUCGAAGGAGCGUUAAACUUUCUAAAUGAGGUUUUAUGUGCUGAAAAAAGGUGGAUAUGAAGUUAUUAUUCUCAGUGCAUAAUAUGGACAGCUUGUAGCUCAGACCAUUUCCUGUUUGUGGUUGCCUGUCUCGUGUGUUCAUGCUGUAGUAAGUGAAGCUUAGCCACCGUGUUACCAUGCUAUCUCUCUCUCUAUAUAUCCCAACCCUCGCCAUCUCUGCUGGCCCCACAACUCUUCCUCUCUUUGUACAGUAAUGUAAAAAAAAUAUAUAAUCGGACUGUGUGUAUGUGUGUGUUUUAUCUUUGCUUUUAUUUCUAGGGAGGGUUAAGUGUGUUUUUUGCGGGGUCGGGGGAGGGAGGGUAUUGUUUCAUUUUGCGUUUUUUCUUGUAGUGUGUAAUGUAGACAAUGUCAGGUGUUAUCGUGUACUCUGUGUGUAGUGGAUUAGCUCUUACUGCUGAGCCUGCAUGUAGAGCAGGCGUAGUGUCAGUAUUGAUGUCAAUGUACCUCUAACCUAUUAGAACUAGCCGAGUCUUAUUCUGCUAAUAAUAAUAGUCUAUCUUUUAAGAAGAAAAAAACAUUUUUGUACUAAAAGAAGAGAAAGAAAACUACAUAUUUUAUCUUCAGAUUUUAAUCAUUGUUUAUCCAAUGUUAAAUGACACUACUUUUUUUUGUUUGUUUUUGAAGUUGUAUUCUAUGAAAGGUUAAGAUAAAGCCAGCUAAUAUUGAAAGAAAAAAAACAUUUCCAAACGAGAAGCUUUGGAUGGAAACUUGAACUAUACUUAAGAAUGGUUCGUUCUGGUGUAGAUGGCGGCUGCAGCUACAUGACGAUGCUCGUGAACUUGAAGCUAUGUUUUACACAGUGCAGUGCCAACAGUCGUACAUCGCUGUUUACCUUUAAUAUUCUGUGGCCCCUUAACCCAAACAGUUUGGCUUUUUCUCGUCUAGUUGUGACAAAAAAUGUAAAAAAAAAUGAGCAAAAUCAAAACACCAAAAUGACUCUGCCACCAAGAUUGAAUUAGCGUCAGGACCCAUUAACUCUCAUCUUCAUUCACGUGCAGCUCUGAUGCAUAAUAUCGGAACAUAAUGUAGUUUUAUGUGGGCAUUCUAGGCAAUUAUAUGACAUAUACGUAUCAGACAAGGGUCCAAUUAUUUCUCUCAAUUCAAUUAUCUGGCAAUUUAAUCCUCCAUGCAUGAAACCUAAAAAAAAACACACAACUGAGAAUAGAUAAUAAUUGACCCAUGUCUUCAGAUACGAAUAUGCUAUUUAUUGCCUACUAUCAUCUUACACUGAAGUGGCUGUGCAGAAAGUCUCUGAUGUUAAAGAACGUGAGCUACAUGAAGCUUCGGACCAUUUUUAUACACAAAUUCACAGCACAGCUGCUCUACUGUACUAAAAAAACAAAAACUGUGAUUUUACCUUGUUUCUGUGGUUCUCUGUAAAUUACAGAACAUUACCUCUUGAAUUUCUUACUACUGCUCAUAUAAGCAUACUCUUAUGUUUCAGCACUUUAAAGAAAUCAUUCGUUUGUUUUUGUAUAAGCAACAGGAAAAAAAAAUAAUUCAAACUUCCAUUUUGAAAAAAAGAACACAAGUUUGGUCAAAUAAUGUCUUAUUUUCCGUGGUCUGACUGAAAGAAACUGUCCCAAGUGUCAGUGGAAAAACAGUAUUGUUGCCAAUGUAAAUUGUUUCAUGGGAGGAGUGGAGAAGAAAAAGCACAAGUGAGAAAAGAGAACACAGUUCUUCUGGUAUCCUCGAUCAUAUCUAUCUGUCUAUCUAUCUAACCAUGUCUGUUCUUCUUGUUCUUCAACCUUUAGGGCCAAAAUCCAUUGAAAUGUCUUAGUCCUGUCAGCUGUAUAUCGUAAACUGUUGAAUUACAAAAUGGUAAAUAAAAUCUAUUUUAAAGAUCAA
Messenger RNA from Sebastes umbrosus (honeycomb rockfish), 8598 nucleotides. It is a transcript of the gene slc6a9, whose product is annotated as solute carrier family 6 member 9. Bases 245 to 2221 code for a protein of 658 amino acids. Gene Ontology annotation, biological process: synaptic transmission, glycinergic; neurotransmitter transport; sodium ion transmembrane transport. NCBI's taxonomy places the organism in Eukaryota, Metazoa, Chordata, Actinopteri, Perciformes, Sebastidae. The record is from RefSeq and is a predicted model, not a curated record. Gene Ontology annotation, cellular component: plasma membrane. Gene Ontology annotation, molecular function: glycine:sodium symporter activity. The transcript has 13 exons.